Messenger RNA from Gamsiella multidivaricata, 728 nucleotides. RefSeq lists its product as uncharacterized. The transcript has 2 exons. The record is from RefSeq and is a predicted model, not a curated record. Lineage: Eukaryota; Fungi; Mortierellomycota; Mortierellomycetes; Mortierellales; Mortierellaceae. The annotation marks the transcript as partial.
AUGAAGAUCCAGAUCGUUCUGAUUGCUGCAGCCAUCCUCACCAUUGCUGGUGUCCAGGCUUUGCCGAUUAACCCUGAGGCCAUCAAUCCCCGUAUGCGUCUCCCAGUCAUGGACCUCAAGGAGGCUAUCAAUCCUCGUAUGCGUCUUCCAGUCAUGGAAAUGGAGGAAGCUGUUGGUCCUCGUAUGAGUCUCCCAGUGAUGGAAAUGGAAGAAGCCGUCGGUCCUCGCAUGCGCCUUCCAGUGAUGGACCUCAAGGAGGCCAUUAACCCUCGUAUGCGUCUUCCAGUGAUGGAAAUAAAGGAGGCUAUCAAUCCCCGCAUGCGUCUCCCUGUCAUGGACCUUAAGGAAGCUAUCAAUCCUCGCAUGCGUCUCCCAGUGAUGGAAAUGGAGGAAGAAGCCGUCGGUCCUCGCAUGCGUCUUCCUGUCAUGGAAAUGGAAGAAGCUGUCGGCCCCCGUAUGCGUCUCCCAGUCAUGGAACUCGAGGAGGCUAUCAACCCUCGCAUGCGCCUCCCUGUGAUGGACCUCAAGGAAGCUAUCAAUCCUCGUAUGCGUCUCCCAGUCAUGGAAAUGGAGGAGGCUGUCGGUCCCCGCAUGCGUCUCCCAGUCAUGGACCUCAAGGAGGCCAUUAGUCCUCGUAUGCGCCUUCCAGUCAUGGAAAUGAAGGAAGCCAUUAAUCCCCGCAUGCGUCUCCCCGUCAUGGAAAUGGAAGAGGCUGUCGGUCCCCGUAU